Aspergillus aculeatinus CBS 121060 is the source of this 1170-nucleotide messenger RNA. RefSeq names its product glutathione-independent formaldehyde dehydrogenase. The transcript has a single exon. Lineage: Eukaryota; Fungi; Ascomycota; Eurotiomycetes; Eurotiales; Aspergillaceae. The record is from RefSeq and is a predicted model, not a curated record. Gene Ontology annotation, molecular function: zinc ion binding; oxidoreductase activity. Bases 1 to 1170 code for a protein of 389 amino acids.
AUGGCCCUCUCCAACAUGACUACAUUGGCUGAGACCAUGCGAGCCGUGGUCUGGCAAGGCCAGCCAUUCAACAUCUCUGUGCUCGAUGUCCCCAAGCCCACCAUCCAGAGUUCCACGGAUGUGGUCAUUCGCAUGUCGCGCGCCGCCAUCUGCGGAUCUGACCUCCACAUCUAUCGAGGCACGAUGGAGGGCCAGGUACUUCCUGUCGGCGUCGGCCACGAGGGGGUGGGAUAUAUCGCCGAAGUCGGGUCUGACGUGGGGUCAUUGAACGUGGGCGAUGCGGUGAUCGUGCCGUUCACCAACCCGGACGGCCAUCUCGAGACGGCCCUCACCCCAGUCCCGUACGCAGCUUUCGGCAACGGCGGGGCUCUAGGUGGCACGCAAGCCGAGUAUCUACGAGUCCCGCACGCGGACGAGGGCCUCAUCCCCAUCCCCGCCGUCAAUUAUACCGAUCCAAUCACGAACGAAACCACCUCCCUGCUCAACGACUACGUGAUGCUCUCCGACAUCUUCGCGACGGGCUGGACGGCGCUGGACUUCGCAGGCUUCCAACCCGGUGACACCGUGGCCAUCUUUGGGGCCGGGCCCGUCGGCCUGAUGGCGGCAUAUUCAGCCACCUUGCGCGGGGCCUCCCACGUCUACAGUGUGGACUAUGUACCGGAACGGCUUCGCCUGGCCGCAGCCAUUGGAGCCACCCCCAUCAACUUCCGAGACGCAGACCCUGUGGACCAGAUUUUGGCCCUCGAGCCCGGGGGGGUGACCCGCAGCGUCGACUGUGUCGGAUUCGAGCAGGUCAACCGCAACCUGACCGUGCAGUCAGACGUCAUCCUGCAGAACAUGCUGGCCGUCACGGCCGUCAACGGGGGGAUGGGAACGGUGGGGGUGUACAGCCACGGCGGUCGCGACACCGCCAGCCAGCCUCGGGCGUCCACCAUCAACACCGAUUUCAACCUCUCCCUGGCCGAUUUCUGGAGCAGGGGGUUUCAUUGGGGGGCUGGGAUCUCACGACCUCUCGAUCUGGCACCGCAGCUGCUUCACCUCGUCGCGUCGGGCCAGGCAAGGCCUGGGUUUAUUGUGAGUGAUGUGGUCGGGAUUGAGGAUGCACCGGCCGCGUACGCGAGCUUUAGCAACCGUAGUGCAACCAAGGUGGUGUUCGAUUUCGACCACUAG